Molecule: messenger RNA, 1356 nt
Organism: Tetranychus urticae (two-spotted spider mite)
Lineage: Eukaryota; Metazoa; Arthropoda; Arachnida; Trombidiformes; Tetranychidae
Source: RefSeq, a predicted model, not a curated record
AUGGAAAAUAAAGCUGAUGAACAAAAUCGCAUGCAUGUAAACGAAGCCCUCAAGAAAACUAAAAAACCUGAAUUUUUAGCGGACUGUCGUAUGUCUAAUUGUUUCAAUUUUGAUCGCUGUAAGCCUGGUGAACGUCUGAAAAUACACAUCUAUCCAGAUUCAUCUAAAAUAUCAUCUAGUUCCAUAUCAUCAACUUACCAAAAAAUUAUACAAAUUAUUGAAUCAUCUAUUUAUUAUGAACCUGAUGAAAGCAAAGCCUGCUUAUUUAUUACAGGUUAUGAUUACCUUGAUAGAGAUCCUUUGAGUCGGGACUGUCAGAAAAAUUUGCCCGCUUCACUGCCAUUAGACUAUGAAAAGAAUCGUAUAGUUUUUAACCUUUACUCCGGAACUUGGCCUGAUUAUCGAGAACUUGUUGGAUUCAAUCUGGAAAACUCAAUACUUGCCAAAGCAAGUUUUAGCUAUCAAAAUUACAGACCCGGUUUUGAUUUAUCAAUUCCUCUCUUUUCAAAAAACCAUUCUACUCGCGGUAAAACUUUAAUGGAACCUGAAGAUGGGCCCGAAUAUCAGUUAGUUGAUGAUGUGGUUAUUGAAACGAUAGAUACAACUCGAUUAGAUAGCAGUGAUCGAAAGAAUCUUUUGGUUUUCAGAGGCAAAAGAUACACUCAUGGAAUAGGAAGUGAAACCCGAAACACUCUUCAUCAUUUACAUAAUGUUCGUGAUAUACUCAUCUAUACUACGUGUAAACAUGGUAAAAAAUGGAAAGAUUUGAAAGAUGAAAGAUGUGCAAAAGACAAUUUGGAAUACGAAAAAUUCAACUACAGCAUAUUAAUGGCCAAUUCAGCAUUCUGGCUUGUUCCAAGAGGUAAAAGGCUUGGUUCAUUCAGAUUUUUGGAAGCUUUGGCAAACGGCUGUAUUCCGGUUUUAUUGUCAAACAAUUGGGUUAAACCUUUUGAAGAUGUAAUCGAUUGGUCAGAAAUUGUAGUUGAAGGAGAUGAGCGAAGUCUUUUACAGCUGCCAGAAAUCAUAAGAUCUUAUGAAUGGAAGAAGAUACAGCAAAUGGCAGCAAAAAGUUUGGCUGUUUAUGAAACCUAUUUUUCAAGUGUAGAAAGAAUUGUAUAUACAACAAUAGAUAUACUCAAUGAAAGAAUUCAAACUCAUUUGAGUUUUACAACAUUCUUAUGGAUUCUGGUCAACCCUAGUUUCACUAGCUUCACUGGUGCCAUUUGGUAUGAUGCUGAAUAUAGCUUUGAUCUGAAAGAUUAUCCAGGCUAUGGAAAACUCAGUAAUUCUUACUCAUCUUCACGUUCAUCUCCUUUAUCAUCAUCAUCUGCUUCAUCAGAUUCAUUCGAAUUGUAG